AUGGAUAAAGAAAAAUAAUAUGAAUUAGUUAUAAUGAAGUUGAAGAUUUGAAAAAACAUUAUUAUUUAACUGUUAGCAGCUAUUGAUAGUAAACUUUUUUGCAAAGUGAUGAAGAUACAAAGCUGAUUUAAAUAGUGUGAAUCCAAGAACAUUAUAAUCCGUUGGCAGCGCAUGUAUUCAGUAGUUAACCACUGACAUUAAGAGUAGCAAUGUUCUCAUAAUUGGUAUGCGACGCAAACCCAAAAAGAAAAAAAACUGUCUUGGAAAUUUUGGCUGUUUAUUAGCUUCACAGUUUGAAAGAAAUCCUUAAAAAAGUGCAUUGUCAAGGAAGUAGGGAAUCAUAAUUAAAGACAGCAGGAUCACUCUCCUCCUUGGUGGUGACGGUCUGUGAAGAAGGCUAGACUAUAUCUGUUCAAUGUAGCAAUCUUCUACUUCUAGAAUAAUGAUGCAAUAUUUUGUUUGUGCUUGUAAAAUAAGAAUCGACGAGUUAAGAGAUUUUUUGACAAAUGAAGAGUUUUUCUAAUUGUAAAAAUUUAGCGACCGUUCCAUGUAUUUGUCGGCUUAUGCUUUCAUUAGAUUGAAAAAGAUUUCACAGCUACGCAAGUCUUCGGUUGAACGCCUUCAAAGCAUUGAUCAACACAAUGUAUCAUCAAACACUCGAGUUGCGCAGUAUUCCUAUGGUAUGCAGUUAUCUGAACAGGAAGUAGCUUUUGAUGACCGAAAGAUGGCUGAUUCAAACAAGGGAAAAGUGUCGGCAUGAUGAAAGAAUCAAUGAAAAGGUCACAGGAAUAAACUAUUAAGUAAAUUUUAGGAUGUAAAAAGCCAUUAAUUACUUCUUCACCUAGGAACCUAUAGCUAUCAAACGGCCGACUUGGAACCUGAAAGCCUAGGAAAGGAUUAUUCAUCGAAGUGUGCAAUAUGUUCAUCUUAGAUUAAAAAUAAUGAUCCGGUUGCUUAUAGGUUAAUCAGUUAUACUGAAAUAGGCAAUGAUAUGAUAAACUAUAUUCAUUCAGAAAGACAAUCUGUUGGUUCCCACGCUUUUGGUUCUUUUUAAUUCGUAUUUUUAAAUAAGAAAGCUUGGCAUAAGGCACGAAAACUUAAGACUUUGAGUUAAAUCUUUGAUAAAUGUAAAAAGCUUCCUAAAACUUAGAAAUAAGUUAGCAUGGGCCAGCUCUGCAGUAACAUGUGUACUAACCCUAUUUGGGCAUUGAUUCUAUAUGAAGAUUCAAACAGUGUAGGAUCAAAUAAAAUCUUCUUAGAUCAAUCAUCUUAUUGCUCAGUUAGAUCAAUUAACAAUUAUGGUUUCAUUAUAACUUGGCUCUGUAUAUCUUUUACUGUAACACGAAAGCCCUAAAACUGAUAACGAGCAAUAGAUAGCAAAAGAAAUAUACACUUUCUUUAUUACAGAAGCAAAAUUCGGGUAUCUAUUCACUCUGAUACAGUAUGUUUGAUCUGCCGUAUCUUUGAAAAAGUUUGCCACCAACUAGCUGUUUCUUGUGAAGAAAAAAUCUUUCCAUCUGACAUGAUGAGAUAAGGAGUGGGUUAAAGAAACAGUAUCAUAUCCUAAUAUAAUCAAGCAAAAGUAGCAACAGCCUUGUAUUUUCCAAACUGCCAAUCAUCAAAGAUAUCGAAUAAUGUAUUUUUGCUUAUAAAAAUAACUUUGUUUUCAAGAAAAAUAAAUCAUUUUUGUAACUGACCACUAGAAUAUUGUUUUUUGAUUAAAUCCCCUUUAUGCUAGAAACACAUUUUGCACCAAAUAAACUCUGAUCCAUAAUCGUGAGAAUUGUUUUCUUUCUUGGACACUAACAGCUGAAGUACGAGAUUUUAUAUGUUAGUGUUAGAUUACACCGAACAUUAGCUAUCUUCCACCGACUAGAACAGCUUUUAUUAUUAUUUUCAGUGAAUCGCUCUUUGUUUUCAAUUUACAUCUUUAUCAAUUUCUAUGAUAAACCUUCUCUCCUAAAACAGUUACUUUGCAUUACUAACGCUAAUUGCCUUGGCUGGUAUUCUUUUUUGCUUAUGAAAAUCAAUUAUCAAUGAUUCUUCUAGUGUUUUUGUUGUCUCUUAAGAGUUGAGAAAUGGUAUUUCUUCUGAAGAACAUGUAGUUCAGUAUGUUAUGUCGAUGUCAUGCUAACCUAGACUGACACGUCUGAGAAAACCACGAGAAGAUGAAAUAUAAACAAAAACAGUGCUUUUAGCUUUAUGCAAAGAUGUUUAAAAAAUUAAAUUGGCGGAUAAUAAAAACAGAAUUUUUAGACAGAAGACCAGGUAAAGUCGUGAUUUUACAAGAUGUUAGUUUGAAUAAACGGCAAACAGUUAGUUGCCUAAUAAAUUUUUUUUGUUUAUUUCACAAUAAGUGGUAAAUAAUCGCAUUAGCGAAUACUUUUUAGUCUGAAAUAUACACCUGCUCAUUUGCUGCUUACGCUACACGUGAUUGUAUUGUCACUAUGUUGAUGAGCUGACAAUAUAAUCGAGCCCAUGAAGUCCGAACCAUUUGAUGAAAGCAACUGGUCAUCCUUGACGAGGAAAUAACAGCAGUGCACACACAGUGACUACUAUGGCAGAUGUAUGGUAUUGAGUUUACAAGAAAAGUUUAAAUAAUGAUGACUAAAGCCUUCUUGCUGUUUUAAAAACGAGGAGCUAUUGUUGCUGCAUGUAGAAAACAACGCAUUCUGCAAUGACCGUGGGAAACAUCACAGCGAAUGUAACAAAUGAAGUCAAAACCAAUUACAUUUGCCUUGGAUUGCAGCACGUUGAAUUUAUAAUGACUGCCUCCGCGAAACUAACUGCAUACUUCAGCAUUUUUCACAGUCUUGGGAUAACUGCUACAGCUCUGAUUGGCAAUGUGAUCAUUCUCUACACAGUACGAAGUUUUACAGAUAUACGAAACUCAAAGAACUUGCUAUUUGCAGCUAUGUCAGUUACAGAUUUUCUCGUCAGCAUAUUUGUCCUACCACUGAACAUAGUUAUACGCACUUUAGAGCUAUCAGACAUUCAUAUUUGUGCGGUCAAGAGAACCCAGUCAUUUGCCUCGUACCUGCUUUGCGGUUGGUCAUUGGUAAAUGUGGCAUUUAUCAGUAUUGACCGUUACAUUGCCACUGCCUAUCCAAUUCAAUACCGCAUCCCAUCAAACAAGCGAACAUUCAUCAAAGCACUUGCCUUUGUUUGGUUGGUGUGGAUAAUCAUUCUCAUUCCUCCUUUCUCUGGUGCUGUUAGCCUUUCAGUGCUAAACUUGCUUUCGGCAGCAUUGAUUUUGUCUUGGUUGUUUAUAGUUGUUGGUUGCUACUUUAAAAUAAUAUGGAUUCUGAGGUUUACCAGAAAGAGGAGACAGAUUCACCAAGCAUCUAAUAGGCCAGUUGUUACUGCCCGACAGCACAGCACAAAAAGUGGGGCGAAGACGAUUUUCACGAUAACAGCCGUGUUCAUAAUUUGCUAUGCUCCUUGGUUUAUCUCUUCGGUCGUUUUGAUCGUUAUCAAGGCAUCUGCUGAAUCGAAGUACAUUGUAGGGAGAGUAGUGGAGCUUUUCCUCUAUAUGAACAGCUCUCUGAACCCAUUCCUCUACUGCUAUAGAAAUUUGAGAUUGAGAUCUGCAAUUACGACAACUAUAGGAAAAAUAUGCAGAAAAAAAGUGAAUGAUGCAUCGAGUUGAAAACACCAGGUCUGUAGUCUGUACAGACCACAGCAGGACCAAUGUAUUCUAUUUUAAAAAAUUGUUUCAAGAGGCUUCUUACAAAGCGCCUAUCGUCAUUUCAUUAGACAACGUAAUUCAUUUCAAAUCGUUAGCCUUUUUUAAGUUAUGAUAGUGUGGUAAUAAGUUUGCAUGUCAUUCCUGUAAGACGAAUAAAGAGUAAUGUCAGUACCCAAAUGAAUUGCAUGUAGAAAAACCUGCAAAGAUCUAUUCAAGCUUAGCUCCAUUUGAUACCGAAUAAUGUAUUAGAUACUUCAAUAAUUAUUAUGGCUCAAUUGGUAGUACGCUGUCUUAGAUUCUAUAAUUAUCUAUAAUUUCAAUACUUUAUACGCAGGAUAGAUAUUGCUUAAAGCACGAAAAACGCGACCCAUUCUACUUUUGAUCUAACUUUCUGAACGAGGUAUCCUAUCUUCAAUUUUAGAUCUCUUACCUCUGUUUCGUAUCAGUCCACAAGUGUGGCUUGAAAACCUCGUUUCAUUUUUAUCAUUAUUAAAGCAUAAUUGGUGCCGAAACCUUCCUUGCUGGUUACACCAAAAUAUAUGUUUUAAUCCUUGCUGAUCAAAGUGACUGUAAUGGUUAGCGAGUGGCACGAUUAGUUUAUCUAUACAGAGAGCUCACUCUAUAACAAUAUAUAUUGUAUGUUUCAUGUAAUUUUCUCUGCUUUAUGAUAUAUACAUUCUCAAAUAUAUAAUUCCAACCAAGAUUGUGCAAAAAACUAUAAUGGUGAUAUGUUUCGGAUUAUUGGCAAAGCCCGAUCGUCAUUCCAUCUAGCAGUUUUGGAAAGAGUCUAUCUACAUAAGCAUGGAAAACCGCUAUUGUGUAGACAGAAGGAGUUCGUUUUCACCUUAGGACCUCAUUGGUAUCAUUCUAAAUUGACAAGCGGCACUGAUUGGGCAACCUCAACAGUCAUGUGCUCGUGUUUCUGAUAAUUCUAUAAUUCUUUAAUACAGUCGUGUUUCGAGAUGUACCUGCAUUCAAUUGUUUUGUAGUUGUUUAAAAUUGUACGUAGGAUUGCUUGAUAAUCAGAAAAAGAAAAUGUUUUGAAAUAAAUCAAGACAGAAAUUUAAAAUAGCUUAGCAACAAGAGAAUAUAUAUGAUGAACAGGACUGAAGCUUGAAGAGUGUGUCAUGCUCUUAAAUAAAGAGAAGCUUUGCCAUCUACAGGUGCCGAAUCGGCGAAAUUUCAAACCUUUAAGCAAAGAAAGAGGAGCUUAUCGACUUCAUCAGCAAAUGUGACUUAAAAGCCCCCCAUUGAGUAAAAGACCUUGAAUUACUGGUCGGACCACAGCUGUCUACAGAAUUUUCAAUUGUUCAUUUAUAGAGCAAGGCAGACAUGUGGAGAAAGACGCGUCAGAGCAUUGUUUAGAAAGAUUCUCUGUUCUGAACCUGCAUCCUUUCAAGUUAGAGAGAAGAAUGCAUUACCAUAUAAUUAUAAGUAACUUCAUUCAAAUUGCCAUCCUUGACUUUUUGACAUAUUCUAACUGACAAAAUUUCUCAACUAACUGACCAGCUCUUCCUUGCUUAUAUUGACUAAUUUGUACCUUUUGAUCAAACUAUUUUAGAAUAUGGCACAUAUUAAAGAGACUGUGAAUAGACCUUAUACAAAAAUAUUAAAGAGACCUUACACAAAAAUAUGUCAAGAAACAAUCAGGUUAUUAUGUGAGACAUCAUAUCAAAAACUUAGCAGUUUUUAUCAUUAUUUGUUUAAAAAUUUCUUUUGGAUUUCAAAAUUCAAUACAGAUCGUUCCAUGCUGCUUAAAGUGCAAUAAAAAGAAGUGUAAUUUAUAUAGUCAUUAAAUGAUAUCUCGAUUUUGCGUUUUGUUUGUUGUAAGCAUAGGUAGUGAUUUCUUUCUCAGUGUCAACAAAGGCUUCAUUUCCAAGUCAAUUAUUUUAACGCUUUAAUCUAAUAUUCUAUGAAGUCGACUACCUUGCUCGGCUGUGUUUCUUAACAUCGCUAUUGUUUGGUUUAAAUCUUCGUAGAUUCGUAAAUCUAUGAAACAUUUAAAAGUAGAAUAAUGAGUAAACAGUUUUCUUUAUUGUUGCACAUCUUUUGUAUUCUACCUUGCCUAUCUACAGCUGUAAGUCUAUCAUUAUUAUUAAUUGAAUUUAUAGCUUUUAUCCCACAUUGAUAAUCACAAAGGUGACUAACUAUUUAUCAAGCUAUUAUACAUCGAUAUCCAAUUCAGGGGCAGUGCCAUCAGCAAUUUUAAGGGUUGGGCGCCUCAUUCAAGCAUCCUGAAUUGGCAUUUGAAAGUCUUGAAAGUUUUUAAGUAGCAAUUUUGUUAAAACCUUGCUGUUAAUUCAAAAGAAACUUGACUAAACCAUCAAAUAUCAACUUUCUGUUAAAAUAGCUGUGGCAGAAUCUCACACAGGCCUUGGCGUUACUUGAAGCCAGAAAACAUAAACGUUUUACGGCAAAUAGUUCGGAAAUAGGGCAUCGCAUGGCUUAGUAAAUCAAACAAAUUUUCGAAAACUUAUCUUUGACAAUUACACUAGGGUAUAUUCAAAAUAUUUUGUAUGAUAUUUUACGGUAGAGUGUUUGGUGACCAGCAGCAUCCAAUUUUUA
Messenger RNA from Rhopilema esculentum, 6253 nucleotides. Its product is annotated as trace amine-associated receptor 7d-like. Gene Ontology annotation, cellular component: membrane. Gene Ontology annotation, biological process: G protein-coupled receptor signaling pathway. Lineage: Eukaryota; Metazoa; Cnidaria; Scyphozoa; Rhizostomeae; Rhizostomatidae. Gene Ontology annotation, molecular function: G protein-coupled receptor activity. The record is from RefSeq and is a predicted model, not a curated record.